Asparagus officinalis (garden asparagus) is the source of this 965-nucleotide messenger RNA. RefSeq names its product probable WRKY transcription factor 71. NCBI's taxonomy places the organism in Eukaryota, Viridiplantae, Streptophyta, Magnoliopsida, Asparagales, Asparagaceae. Gene Ontology annotation, biological process: regulation of DNA-templated transcription. The coding region runs from base 97 to 789 and encodes 230 amino acids. Gene Ontology annotation, molecular function: sequence-specific DNA binding; DNA-binding transcription factor activity. The record is from RefSeq and is a predicted model, not a curated record. The transcript is spliced from 3 exons.
GUGAACUCCCCGACUCCCCCCACUGCAAACUCUUCGGUCUCCUCGUCAUCUACGGAGGUGGCGGCAGGCGAUGAGGAUUCAUCCAGACGCAAGAGUAUGAAUGGUGAUGACGGAGACGACGAUGAUGCUAGCAAGAUGCAACUCCUCAAGAAAAUUAAUAUUGUGGGAGAACCCCAACAGUUGAAAAAUGACCCGGACGAGGUUGAGGGUGAUAAUUGUGGCGACAAAUCUAACAAAGUAAAAAAGGGCGCAGCGAGGAAGAAAGGAGAGAAACGGCAAAGGGAGCCUCGCUUCGCGUUCAUGACGAAAAGUGAGGUUGAUCAUCUUGAAGAUGGUUAUAGAUGGAGGAAGUACGGCCAGAAGGCUGUCAAGAACAGCCCUUAUCCUAGGAGCUAUUAUCGGUGCACAACGCAGAAGUGCACAGUGAAGAAAAGGGUGGAGAGAUCGUAUCAAGACCCGAGCAUCGUGAUCACAACCUACGAAGGACAACACACCCAUCAAAGCCCUGCAACAGUUCGAGGGAGCUCUCAUCUCUUGGCUCCUCCGCCAUUAUCAUCCAUGCACCCAAGCUUUCAUCAAGAACAUCAUCAUCUCUUGAUGCCUCAUCUCCAUCCCCAACUAAUUAAUAUCAACAACAACAACAGCAACAAUUACCUGCAGAAUCUUAUACAAUCAAUAUCUCCUUUUCAGCAGCAACAACAGCAUCUUGGCCAACUCCCUGAUCAUCACUACGGUCUUCUGCAAGAUAUUGUUCCAUCUACUUUCAACGAUGACAACCAGUUACCAUGAUCGGUCGAUCUACUGUUUAUUUUUCAAUGUGAACUUAAUCGACUUUGUGGCUAGCUACAUCUAUUUAUUUAUGUACAUAUGCAUGUGUGCACUUGAUGCGGCCGGUAUAUAUAGCAUAGAAGGAGAGCUAGUGUUUUUUCCCCCACUUUUUUUCUCUCCUGACUUUAAUCAUUAAU